Pseudogymnoascus destructans is the source of this 1311-nucleotide messenger RNA. It is a transcript of the gene SED5, whose product is annotated as cis-Golgi t-SNARE syntaxin. The transcript is spliced from 3 exons. Gene Ontology annotation, molecular function: SNAP receptor activity; SNARE binding. NCBI's taxonomy places the organism in Eukaryota, Fungi, Ascomycota, Leotiomycetes, Thelebolales, Thelebolaceae. The record is from RefSeq and is a predicted model, not a curated record. Gene Ontology annotation, biological process: intracellular protein transport; endoplasmic reticulum to Golgi vesicle-mediated transport; vesicle fusion. The coding region runs from base 25 to 1026 and encodes 333 amino acids. Gene Ontology annotation, cellular component: SNARE complex; Golgi membrane; endomembrane system.
CACCUCACCUCACCUCACCUCACCAUGGCCGUCUCCACCUCCAUCCAAGACCGCACGUCGGAAUUCCACUCGGUCCUCACUCAGGUCCAGAAGCAGCGGCGCUCGAACAAGAUAGGCGCGCAGCGGCAGUCGCUGCUCAGCAACGCCCAGAAAGCAGAUAAUGCGUCUGCCACCGCUGAAAAACCAAGGCGGUCGGAGUUUGCGCGGCGUGCGGCGGAGAUCGGGCGUGGGAUCUCGGGGACGAUGGCGAAGCUUGAGAAACUCGCGCAGCUCGCAAAGCGCAAAACCCUCUUCGACGACCGCCCCCUCGAAAUCAACGAGCUAACCUACAUAAUCAAACAAGACCUCUCCUCGCUGAACACCCAAAUCUCCUCCCUCCAAACCCUCACCCGCGUCCAGAACCCGUCCGCCGCGCCCCAACAAACCGAGCACGCCAAAAACGUCGUAUUCCUCCUACAAGGGAAACUAACCGACGUCUCGGCGAACUUCAAAGACGUCCUGGAACUCCGCACCCAGAAUAUCCGCGCCUCGCGAUCGAGGACCGAGAAUUUCGUGUCAGCGGUAUCCUCACAUGCGCUACCGACGGAGGGGCAAUCCGCGUCCCCCCUCUACUCCACACCGGCGCGCGGCUCCCCCGCACCAUCCUACAACCCCGCCACCGCCGGCGGCGCGUCGCAAGACCUCCUAACCCUCAACCCCGUCGGCGACCAACAGCUCCUCAUGAUGGAAGAAGCGCAGCCUCAGCACGCGUACAUCCAGCAGCGCGGGGAAGCGAUUGAGGCGAUCGAGCGGACGAUUUCGGAGCUGGGAGGGAUAUUUGGACAGUUGGCGGGGAUGGUGAGUGAGCAGAGCGAGAUGAUUCAGAGGAUCGAUGCGAAUACGGAGGAUGUGGUGGAUAAUGUGGAGGGGGCGCAGAGGGAGCUGUUGAAGUAUUGGGGGAGGGUGAGUGGGAAUCGGUGGUUGGUGGCGCAGAUGUUUGGGGUGUUGAUGGUUUUCUUUUUAUUAUGGGUCCUGGUAGCUGGCUAGCCAUCUCCCCAAACAACACAACGACACGACGUCUCCACAAUUUCCUUCCUUCCAUUUUCCUUAAUCCGGCGCAGAGAAAGAACUAGUGGACCACAGCAACAGCAUGUAUGAAUGAGUGGGCGGAUAAUGUGUUAGAUACCUUUUCUCGUAGAGCAGAGAGAGCAUUUUUUUGUGCGGUACUGUAUAACAGCGAGAAGACGGGAUCAAAUACCAUAGAGAGAUGGAUUGGGUGGGGAGAAGGUAGUGCUUGAUACAUGCGAAUACUACAUACUUAAUAACUGUUCA